AAUUAUUGAGAUGACUUUUGCCUCCUUUUAAAAAAAUAAAAAAAAAUUGGAAUCAAAAAUCGCUACGAAUCCAAAACUGCCAACCUUCUUCGCCCCGUCGCCCCAGUCUCCUAAGAAAACAAGGGUUCCUCGUUCCGCCGCCGGCUAUCCAAGGUUCUCCUCUGCCUUCUUAUCCUCUUGCCUUGUUUCUUGAAGGUGUUUUCCUCUCUCGUGUUCCCUUCCGUCCCCCGUCCCUCCUCACCAUUAUCCGUUCUGAUCUGUUCUUGGGAUCUUGAUCGCACUUCGCACAGAGGAUACGAUGCCAUCCGAAAUCAGCAAGACGGCGUCGAGGUGCACCGUGGAGAGGGCGAGGGGCACACACACGUUCGAGAUCGUGGGGUACGAGGACAUCAAGACCGGCGAUCCCGUCCAGUCGGCCACCUUAGCCGUCGGCGGCUACGACUGGGCCCUCGGCUUCUAUCGCGACGGGCGCAAGGAUUAUUCCGGACAGUGCGGGCUAGUCUUUCUCAGGCUCAUGAACAACAAAGCCGAGGUACGGGGCGUCUAUGACCUCAGCUGGGAGAUCCAGACCGACGUCGGGGAGCACUUCGGGGAAAGCGGCGCCAGCGGGAGGCAGACCGGCGAAGCGAAGUCCGAGAGCGAAAGGUGGAGAAGCGCGUCUCCAGGAGUGGGCAUCCGAGGGGCAGCCCGUGCCGGAGGGCGACGGCGCAAGAUCGCGGGAGUUGGAGGUGAAACUUUCUCUGCACACAAGAUUGUCCUCGCAACGCGCUCCCCUGUCUUCAAGGCAGAGCUUUAUGGGCAGAUGAAGGAGAGGACGGCGUCGCGGGUGACCAUCCAAGACAUGCAGCCUGCUGUUUUCAAGGCCUUCUUGCAUUUCAUCUACACUGAUUCGUUGCCUGCUGACAUGUAUGAUCCUGAUGCUGCUGAUGGUGACAGCGAAAUGAUCCGGCAUUUGCUUGUGGCUGCAGAUAGAUAUGCCAUGGACAGGCUCAAGUUGGUGUGCCAGAGCUUCCUCUGUGAGUACUAUGUUGACGCCGAGACCGUAGCAACUACAUUGGCUUUGGCCGAUCAGCACAACUGCGACAAGCUUAAGGAUGCUUGCAUUGAGUUCAUUGCCUCUUCAGAGGAUGCCGUGGUUGCAACCAAAGGUUAUGCGAGUCUCAAAAGAACUUGUCCUUCCCUCUUGAUAGACGCGUUAGAGAAGGCACAUAAGUUUCGCAAAACGUAG
Brachypodium distachyon (stiff brome) is the source of this 1228-nucleotide messenger RNA. Its product is annotated as BTB/POZ and MATH domain-containing protein 1. The coding region runs from base 299 to 1228 and encodes 309 amino acids. The record is from RefSeq and is a predicted model, not a curated record. The transcript has 2 exons. Gene Ontology annotation, molecular function: protein binding. Gene Ontology annotation, biological process: protein ubiquitination. Lineage: Eukaryota; Viridiplantae; Streptophyta; Magnoliopsida; Poales; Poaceae.